This is a messenger RNA of Naegleria gruberi, 7362 nucleotides long. RefSeq lists its product as uncharacterized. The record is from RefSeq and is a predicted model, not a curated record. Lineage: Eukaryota; Heterolobosea; Eutetramitea; Acrasida; Naegleriidae. Gene Ontology annotation, cellular component: cytosol; nucleus. Gene Ontology annotation, molecular function: cysteine-type deubiquitinase activity; cysteine-type endopeptidase activity. Gene Ontology annotation, biological process: protein deubiquitination. Bases 1 to 7362 code for a protein of 2453 amino acids. The transcript has 5 exons.
AUGUCUUCGGAGGAGAAUCAGGAACUCCAUCAACAAGCAACGACAACAACAACAGCAACAGAGGAAACAAUACCUUCUUCUGUAAAUGACAUACCUUCUUCAUUGAAUGUUGCUGCUUGUGAUGAAGGAAGGGAAAAAGAAGAAGAGGAUCAAAUAUCGGAUAAAGACAAUAAUAAUGAAAAAACACAACCAAUAUUGGAGGAAGAGAAUACUGAAAAAGAUACUAGUACUGUAGGAGAAACAAGUCCAUUGGAUCACGAAGAUGAAAAUUCUGAAAAUAAUUUUGUUGAUGAAAAUUUGACAAACAAAACUGAUGAUCAUCAACAUGAUCAUCUUGGUUCUGUACAACAAAAUGGUAUUGUUAAAGAGGAAGAAGACAAAAAGGAAGAGAAAAUUGUCAAGCCUGAUUUGACUCCGAAUCCAGAAGAUUUACUAACAUUUGAAAAUGGUUUUAUUGAAAAGUAUAAGAAAAUUAGUGAUGUUUAUAAAGAAAGGCUAGCCCGACAUUCAAACAUGCAAGAAUUGCUUGAUUUAAUUGAUUGUGAGAUUAAAAUGUUAGAUUUCAUCAGAGAUCAAUAUGCCACAGAGUUUGACGAGUACAAUAUUACAAACUUUAAAAGUGCUAAUGCAAUUUGGUUUCUUCAAACACAUAUGGUUUCUAUUUUAAAUCACACAACAUCACUUCAUAUGAUUGAAGAUAAUGAUUUACUUUCAAAAAUUGGAGAUUUGAUUAAUGCUGCGAUUCGUGAUUAUAUUUAUAUCAAAAUAACCUAUCCUUUCGAUCUAUUUCAAAAGAUAAUGGAAAGUCAAGCAGAACAAAAGUCAGAAAAGACUGAAAAGAGUUCUGAAUCUCUUGAAUUGGAAGAAUCUAAAUCCUCAUCCCAACUCAGCGAAAAGGAGAAGCAAUCACAAAUAGUUCAAAAAAUUAAUCUCAUAUCAAAAUCACUUGUUCUUGGAGUUGAUGUUUGUAGAUCACUAACCUUCCAAAAACAUGAAAUUUAUUCAAAAAAUCUUGUGUUUGCAAGAGACAACAAAAUGGCAACAAAUGAGUAUAAUCACUAUAUGGAAUUAAUUCAAAAGCAUCCACAAAGUACAUGGAAUGAAGAUUUUGCAAACUGUAUUGUCUCCACUCCAAAACCAAAAGGAGAAAAUAUUCUUUCCAAAUUAUGUUGCAAGUCAAUUAACAUUUUUGCCCAAAACGGAGGUUAUUAUUUAUUUAAUGAACUUUUGAAAAAAUACAAAGAUUUACCAAUAAGAGUAAUAGAAAAGAUUAUUGAUACAAUUUCCUAUCAAUUAGCAUUUCUUGAUCAAAAAACAAAAGAAACUUUUGUACCUGAAAUUAUCAACUCAAUGUUUAUUUAUAUAGAUUCUCUUUCGGAUGAAAUGUUGAAAAUAGAAGAGAAAUUCAAAGAUUUACUAUCAGUUUUCAGAACAAAAAUCAUCUCAUUAUAUUAUAACGAUGAGAAGAGUUUAGAAUUUUAUGACAGAUUGAAAUUGCAAUAUUUUUAUAGGUUAUUGCAUUGUCACUCAGUUGAAAGAAAAAUGUUGGGAAUGAACGAAAUUAGAUCUCAUGUAGACACUCUUAUCAAGGCUGACCAAAUGUCAAAACAGGGAGGAUCUAGUCCACAGUUAAAUGGAUCUAAUGAUUCUAAUAUGUCAUCUGUAAAUAUAUCAAAGAAAGAUUUACAUAUUAGAAUUUUUAUAGCAUGGUCGAGUGAAAAGAAAUUACUAGGUUAUUUAUUUGAAACUGAUGUACAUAGAGAGCUUGUAAGACAAUCUUUAUCAAUACUUAAAUUAUUAGCCCAACAUAAAGGGUUCUCGAGAGAGGAACUUGACUUGUUGUGGAAUGCCUCUGUUGACAAGCACGAGGCAACAGAAAGAUUAAUUCUUUCUACUCUCGCUGGUUUUGUACCAUUACUUUCCCUUAAUGAUAUUCUUUAUUUAUAUUCAAAAAUUGAAGCUAUUCCAGUUGAAACAAUCAGCAAAAGAGAUCACAUGGUAGAUUUCCUUUCUCAUUUUACUAUUUGUGCUGUUAAUUCAUUUUCAAAGUUAAAAGAAAAGAAAAAGAACUGGUUUGCUCUCGAUUUACUUUGGAAACUAGCUAUUGGCGGAAAUAGAAAAGCAUUUGAAUGUCUUUCAGAAUUAUUCAAACAAGAUUGUUUUGAGAGUAUUAGAAAGACAUACCUGUUAAACUGUAUCGAUAUGCUCAAGUCAAGACACAAUACAUCAGGAACCGUAUCUCUUAUGAAGACAUUGUUAGCUACAUACUCCCUUCAAAAGAGAAAGAAAAAACAAUCAACAUGGGGUGUAAUAGCAUCUAUUAACGAAAAAACAAAUCUUAUGGAUCACUUUUUUACAAACUUUGAAAUCCAAUUUCCAAGUGACAUGGAAAAUACCAGUCAGACAGACCAAGAACUGAGGGAUCAAUUAGACUUUUUGGAGUUUGUUAUUAGAAACUCUCCUAUUACCCUUUCUGUUAAAAAUUGUAUUGUUUUAUGGACUCAUGGUAACAGGGACAUUGUUAUGGAAUGGAUGGCAAAGAUGAGAGAAAAUUAUUGUGAAGAUUUUACCUCUUUUGAUGAUGAAACAACUAGAUUUGUAUUUGAAGAGUUAGUUUGUUCGCUGAUUGGAGAAAAUGAAAACAUCAUUAUCAUUGAACAACCAAACUCAGGAAAGAAGUUUAUUUCUAAAAUCAUCACAAAAGGAAAAGAACUUCUUGAGCCUCCUGUUCCAUCACAAGAGAUGGAGGAGGAUCCUGUUCCUGUUGUAAAGAAAAUUAAGAAAAUAGAUGUGUUAUCAGAUGAUUUAAUUGGUUUAGUACACUUUUGGAAUUUAAUUUUAUCUGUGAAAGAUCAAAAGGUGUUAAGACAGGCAAUAGAAUGCUUGAACAAUUACAAGACAGGUUAUGCAAAAGAGUUGAAACAUUUUAUAGCUGACUAUAGAGAAAAGUUCAUUGCAAAAUGUAUGGAACUUCUUAAACAGUACAGUAGUCCAUCUAAGAGAAAAGACGCCUACAUUUGUAACAUCAUUAGUCUUAUGAUUGAUUAUAUUGUAGUAGCAAAUCAAAAGAGUGGUGGAGGAGGAUAUAAAGGCCACGGAAUUAGUUUCCUUGGAUAUCCAAUCACUUUGAAGAUUAGUUGCUACACAAAUGAAAGUUUUGUCAAAUCGGUUUCUUCAAAGAUGAAAAUAUAUGAAUUGACAAAUAUUAUUGCCUCUGAACUCGGUGAUGAAUCUUCGGCCCAUUUAUUAAGAUUGGAAACUGAGAAAGGUGAAGAUUUAUCAUGUUACAAACACAAAACACUGGAAGAUCUUGGUUUAGAAUCAAGUGCUGAAAUUUAUGUCAGACCAAUUUCAUCAAGAGAUAUCACAUUCUCCCUAACGAGUAAUGCUUUGAAAGCUCUUGGAGUUCCUGAACUUGGUAAUGUUUUCCUCUCUAGAAAUAGAUCUUCAGCAAAGAAAAGUAAGAAGCAAGAAGGAGGAUUUUUAGCAUCUUCUACUCAUAACGAUGAUGGUCUUGAUGAGGAAUAUGUGAUAUUGAACUUGGAGGAUGGAUUGAACCCUGCGAGCAUUCUAUCAAAAGAAAGCCAUUUCUCGCUAUUGUUCUCUCUUCUUGACGGUUCAAGCAGUGAUGAGGUAGCCAAAAAGGUUUGGAUGUUACUAAUGCAUUUACCUACAAAUUAUGCAAUGUCCAAAAACAUCUUAAAUAUUGAAAACAUGCAAGGUAAUAUUAAUUGGAUGGAAAUUUUACCAACUAACAGUACCCACAAGCUAUUAUAUUGUUUACAAAUUCUUGAUUCAAAGUUUUCCAAAAAUUUCGUUCCUGGAUCGAAGAUGUAUGACAACUUUGUGAAAUAUGGAGGUUUGAAGCAUCUUGUGGAUGGAUUGUUAUGUAUUGGAAAGAGUUAUAAGAAUCCUCUCCAGAAACAAUGUGCUGCUUUACUAUUGAAGAUCUUGAAUAAGUUUAUUCCAGAAAAUAAUGAGAGAUUGAAUGAAAUUUUACUCAAUUUACUUGAAACUUUAAGAGUAUUAAUAGUAGAGGAAACAGAAAAAAGGGUGAAUAACUCUAAUCUUUCUGAUUCAUCUACCACACACAGACCUACUACCUCUUUCCAAUAUAAUCCUCAAUUUACUACAACCUCGGAGUAUGCCCACUUUAUGCUUUACGACUUUGCCUUAACUACCAUUCUUAAAAUAACAUCAUCCAAACCAGAUUUAUUACAACUACUGCUCACUCAUGAAACAACAUUGAGCACUACAAAGAGUCUCCUAUUCUCUCCUGAUGCCAAUAUUAGAAAGAAGUUCGCCAAUACAAUUUUGGAAUUAUCUUCUUCCUCUAGUCAAGCUUCAAGUUAUUUUAUUACAACACUCUAUAAUAUAAUGAUGACUGAGGACAUUGAUUUGUACAAGGAUAGAUGCGAUGAUUAUUUCCUUUUAUUGGAAAAUUCUAUUAUGAACUCUAAACAUUUUACAGAGAUUUCACAAGAGGAGGUGUUUACCAUAGUUAAAAAGAUAUUUGAUAGACCAAUUAUUGAGGAGAAUAAUACCUCUGCUGCAGAUCAAGUUUUGAUUGGUUACUUUAAUAUUGCAAAGGCUCUCAUAAGAACUUAUCCAUUCCUUAAGCAAGAAUUACACAAGCAUAUCAAGGAUUUGUUUUUGAAUGGUUUGUUUGAGGUACCAAAAUUAACUGAUCAAACAGAUAAUUUGCCUUUACCAAAAUGUAAAACAAAAGAAAGUAGGAGUGCAACAUUCAAUUUUUUACAAGAAGUUGUUGAUGGUUGUCCUGAUAAUUACUUGGAAAUUUUACAGUUAUUAGAAGAAUAUAUUCGAGGUUGUGAACAACCACAAAAUUGGCAAGUCUACCCAAUCUACCAAGAAAAGAAGAAACCAUUCGUAGGAUUGAAAAAUCAAGGAGCCACAUGUUAUAUGAACUCUUUACUUCAACAAUUCUUCAUGACUAUUCCUUUCAGAAAGGAGUUAAUCACUGUUAAUACGGAUGAACUGCCUACCAACGAAAAACUUCAAGAAAAUGUUUCUUUGUUGAGAGAGGUCCAGGAUAUGUUUGCCUUCUUAGAGUAUGGACGUAAGAAAUUCUAUGAUACACGACCAUUUUGUAGGGUUUACAAAGUUGAUGGCAGACCUGUUGAAUGCUCAACUCAACAUGAUGCCAACGAGUUUUUCAACUUAUUUAUGGAUUGUGUAGAAGAAGCAUUAAAGUUCUACAAGAAGGAUUAUCUCCUGAGGGAUGUUUAUGGAGGAUCUCUUCUCCAUCAAAUUAUCUAUGAAGAAAAUAUUUCAGAGAGACCAGAAAAUUUCAAUAUUAUCAGUUUAGAAGUUAAAAAUAAGAGAAAUAUUAUGGAAUCCCUAGAAUUGUACUGUCAAGGUGAAAUGCUCGAAGGUAAUAAUCAAUAUUUCAGCGACAAGCUUGACAGACAUGUAGACGCACUCAAAAGAACUCUUAUUAAGGAUCUACCUAAUGUUCUGAUUCUUCAUUUGAAACGAUUUGAUUUUGAUUUCAGUCUAAUGGUAAACAGAAAAAUCAAUGAUCGUGUGGAGUUCCCACAUUUAUUAAAUAUGGAACCGUAUACAGUAGAAGGUAUGGAGAGAAAGGAAAAUAGAGGAAUCUACGACAUUCCGCCUCCUCAUAGACCUGACGAUUACUACCAAUAUAAACUAGUUGGUGUUUUGGUACACUCAGGAAGUGCUGACUCUGGCCACUAUUACUCAUUCAUAAUGGAUAGAAAGAAUGAAGAAGAGAAGUGGUACGAAUUUAACGAUGAAGAAAUUAAUCCAUUCGAUCUUAACAGAAUGGAAAUGGAAUGUUUUGGAGGACUGGUAGAACAUAAUAUUUCAGGAAAAAAGACAUCCCUAUUCAGAUGUAAUAAUGCCUACAUGUUAUUCUAUCAAAGGGUGAGCGUGCUUAAUGCUGAAUCAUUUGAAACAAAGGAAACUUCAGCUAUUCAACCAGCCUCUUCUGUAAUGACCCAGGUUUGGAAGGAAAAUGAAAAAUUCUAUCAUUACAAGAAUAUUUUCGAUGAAUCUUUUGAUUCAUACUUGUUUGGUAAUUUAAGUACCUACCAGAGCAAUGAUUAUGCCAUGGUGUUGAGAAACGUUCAGCUAUCAUGUAAUUAUAUCUUUGGAUAUUAUAUCAGAUCUUACAAUCCAAAGAUUGUUAAGUGGAUUACCUAUUUGAAAGAUACUUUUGAAAAACAUAGUAGAAUUGCAAAGUGGUUCCUAGUAGAGUUUGCUAGAACAGAUAAAUGGAAGAUAGAUUCUCUACUGAUAUGUCCAUCCCAAGAAAUACGUGAUUCUGUUGUGGAUUUAAUAAUAGCAACUUUGAGAUCACUAUAUCCAGUUGAGAAUCUAUUUGAGUAUUUUGAAAAGGAGGAAUGGAGAUUUACCACUACAAAGACCAUGAACAAUUAUCCUAAUUUUGAUGAGCCAAUGGAAGUAACAGAAAAAGACUAUGAAUGUUCUUCAGGAUUCUUUAUUGAUUGCAUGAUUGAUAUGUUGAGCAUUGUUCCACAAUUCCACAAAUCUACAGCUCAUUAUUUCAGAUUAUUGGAAGAUAUUGUUUCACUUGGUCCAAUUUCUUACAGAUUGUUGUGUGUUAAGAGACAAUUAGUCUCAAAACUUGCUCUAAUUUUGGGUGGACUAUUACCAAAACAUCAAAACGAAGGCGAACCAAUUUACUUUAAUUUUAAUCCAAAAUAUUCUAUUGUUACAACUUUUGGACAAUUAUCAGUUGCUUUUAUAAUUAGAAUUUUCAGUAUCUUGGUUAGAACAUGCUCUGCAUCUACCACAGCUAGACCUCCAACAAUUAUGGACACUGACCAAGAGGAUUCCAUUACUGGAGUAAUUGUUUCCUCUGGACCACUCAUUAAUCCAAAUCCAAGAACCGAACCGUACGCUUAUAGUCUUUGUUCAUCAGAUAAGGACAAACUAUUCCACAGACUCUUCUUCAAUCAUUUAGUCAACAUGAAUAUCAGAUUGCAAGAUAUUUCAGCCAUGUUAUGUCAUUGGUGUUGGGAUAGUAUUUCUAUUUCCAAAAAAUUCUGCGAAUUGUUUAUUCAAUCAAUAAUUGUUAACUCGGCAACUGAAUCCUCAGACUCAUACUUCCUUGUAUUCGAUUCAUUGUUGACUAUUGAGGAUUCUUUACAAUCAGAAAGAGUAGGAUUUUGCUUGGAUCAGUACUUUGAUUCAUUGAGCAGAAUGACAGAUAAUAAUUCAUUACUUUACUGCAUGAAACAUUUGGCAAAGAUUGACAGGAUGAAUGCGUAUACAAAGUCUUGGUGGGACAAUAACUUUAAAUCUAUUGAAACAAUCACAUCGAAAAAGGGAUGGACCAUUGAAAGAAAGCAAUAA